Molecule: messenger RNA, 3784 nt
Organism: Durio zibethinus
Lineage: Eukaryota; Viridiplantae; Streptophyta; Magnoliopsida; Malvales; Malvaceae
Source: RefSeq, a predicted model, not a curated record
AAAUUUUCAUUUUUUUUUUAUUUUUUCUGUUUUCUAAGACAUAAAGAGUUAAUUGUUUGACCGUGAACUUGACUUACUUGUCAAGUCUUUUUUUGUUCUUCUUUCUACAAUUGUAGAAUUUAAAUGGACCAUAAAUGCUUUCCGUGGAAAAUUCAAGUUGGUUUUUGUGGAAAAUUCUCCAUAGACUUGGUUGACUUGACUUACUUGUUAAGUCUUUUUUGUUCUUUCUACAAUUGUAGAAUUUAAAUGGACCAUAUAUGCAAUUUAAAUGGACCAUAAAUGCUUCCCGUGGAAAAGUCAAGUUGGAAAUUAGUUUUUGUGGAAAAUUCUAACUCCAUAGAGUUGAUUUAUUUGUCUAGUUUUUUUUGUUCUUCUGUCUACAAUAGUAGAAUUUAAACGGACCAUAAAUGCUUUCCGUGGAAAAUUCAAGCUGGAAAUUGGUUUUUGUGGAAAAUUCAAACUCCAUAGACUUGCUUGACUUGACUUGAUGUGAUGGAAGAUAUUUUUCUUUAACUUUAUAUAUUAGGUGUUGGUAGCAAUGAUCGGUAUGCAACCAUGAGAGCGGUUACAAUUUCCUCAUUUGGAUUUCUUCUUGUCAUCGCAGUCACCAUUAUUAGCUUUUGCGAUGGGAAUUGCAAUGUGCUUUGCAUUGAAAGUGAGAGACAAGCCCUUUUGAAGUUCAAGCAAGACCUUAUUGAUCAAUCAAACCGGCUAUCUUCUUGGGUUGAAGGUGAGGAUUGCUGUGAAUGGCUUGGUGUUUUCUGCAAUAACUUGACUGGCCAUGUCAAAGAGCUGCAUUUGGGGCUUCUUUCAAGUAGACCUGAUGUGCAUGCACCGCAUGCUGAAUGGGAUGUUUACAUUCGGUCAAAACUAGGAGGCAAAAUAAAUCCUUCUUUGAUCGAGUUGAAACAUCUCAGUUUCCUAGAAUUAAGCAACAACGACUUUGGAGGCUUGGCAAUUCCCGAAUUCAUUGGUUCCAUGAAGAGUUUGAUAUAUCUUAACCUCUCUUGGGCAAAUUUCCAAGGAGCAAUUCCCCAUAAUCUUGGAAAUCUCUCAAAACUGCAUUAUCUUGAUCUUGGACACAAUUCCCUAUUUGAAGAUAAAACUCUUCAAUGGGUUUCUGGUCUGUCGUCUCUGCAGUAUCUUGAUUUGAGUCAUGCAGAUCUUGGUAAAGCAACUGAUUGGCUGCAGAUAACAAAUAAACUUCCUUUAUUGGCAGAGUUACACUUGUCAGGAUGCUAUCUAUAUAAUGAUCCAUCUCCAAUCAGUGUUAAUUACACAUCUCUUGCUGUUCUCGAUCUGUCUGCCAACAAGUUGUCUUUGGUGCCUACAUGGAUAUUCAGUCUUCGUAGUCUUGUGUCCAUUGAUCUUACCCUUAAUGGAGUUGAAGGUGUGAUUCCCAAUGGUUUUCAAAACAUGUCUUCUCUCAAAUUUCUUGAUCUUAGUUGGAAUUCAUUCUCUUCAUCAUCGACACUCAACUGGCUGUCUAAUUUAAACCAGCUUCAAUUUCUUGGUCUUCGUAGCGUCGGUCUGCAAGGUAAUUUUUCAAGUGCCAUUGGAAACUUGAGCUCUCUUACUCAUCUUGAUCUUUCAGGUAACUUGCUUGAAAUUAUAGUACCAAAAUAUUUGGAAAGUCUUUGCAAUCUGAGGGAGUUGGAUUUGUCAAAUAAUGGAAUUGUUCAUGAGGUAUCAGAAAUCAUAGAAAGUUUGUCUAGAUGUAGUUUGGAUCGAUUAGAGUCAUUAAACAUGGGAUUUAACAAACUUUCUGGCCAUUUACCUGAUAAACUCGGCCAAUUUAAAAAUUUGGCAUACCUUUCCCUUUCUGGAAACUUCAUUUCUGGUCCCAUUCCAUUCUCAAUAGGGAAGUUGUCAUCAUUGAAAUUUCUUGAUGUUUUAAACAAUCGAUUGAAUGCAACUCUUCCUCAAAGUUUAGGACAACUUGGGAAUUUGGAACAUUUAGACGUUUGCAACAAUAUGUUGGAAGGACAUAUAUCAGAAAUGCACUUUUCUAAUCUCACGAGGUUGAGAUUUUUUAGGGCAUCUAACAACAUGUUAACGUUUAAACCAAAUCCAAGUUGGAUUCCUCCUUUCCACUGUGAAAGUAUUGAAUUGCGUAACUGGCAUCUUGGUCCGCAAUUUCCUCAGUGGCUACAAUUCCAAAAAAACUUGUCUCGUUUGGAUAUCUCCCAUGCUGAAAUUUCAGUCGUCAUUCCCACUUGGUUUUGGAACAUUUCGACUCAGUUGGAAUAUCUAAACCUUUCCCAUAACCAACUAAUUGGAGAGAUUUCAUAUUUACCGAUGAAGAGGACGGUUGACUUGAGUUCCAACCUAUUCAUAGGUCCAUUGCCACUGCCAAUCUCAUAUUUGAGGUUUUUAUUUUUGUCUAAGAACCUAUUUUCAGGAUCACUUUCCAAUUUUCUUUGUAAUUCCUCAACUAAACUGGAAGCUUUGACCAUUCUUGACAUUGAAUCAAAUCUUCUGUCAGGUGAAAUUCCAAAUUGUUGGGAAAAUUGGCAAAUGUUGCAAGUCUUAAAUUUAGGAAACUACAAUCUAACUGGGAAAAUUCCUAGAUCUUUGGGAUCUAUGCGUAGCAUUAGGUCAUUAAACCUUCGAAACGAUAACCUGUUUGGAGAAGUACCAUCCACAUUGCAGCAUUUAGUUGAGGUGAUUAUUCUUGAUCUUAGUGAAAAUCAAUUGACGGGGAGUAUUUCAGCAUGGAUUGGAGACAAGCUUUUAAACCUUGUGGUUCUAAACCUUCGUUCAAAUAACUUUCAAGCCUAUAUUCCUGAUCAAAUUUGUGCUAUUAAUUCUCUUCAAGUUUUGGAUCUUGGUUAUAACAACAUUUCAGGAGUUAUUCCAAAAUGUUUUAGUAACCUAAGUGCCAUGGCCACAAAAACCCUCUACCAAUAUGUGGGUAACUUCGCCUGGGAACUCGACCGUAUUAACUUGAUUCCUUUGGCUGCAUUAUUGGUGAUGAAAGGAAGAGAAGAUGCAUACAGUAACACACUAGGACUUGUUACCAUCAUAGACCUUUCAGUUAACAGUCUCACAGGAGAGAUCCCCAAAGAACUUGGUAGUCUUAUGGGGCUGCGGUCAUUAAAUUUGUCGGGGAAUUUUCUAACAGGAAAAAUACCAGAGAACAUUGGCAGUAUGGAGGUUUUGGAAUCUCUUGACUUGUCCAUGAACCGAUUCCAUGGUGAAAUCCCUUCAAGUUUCUCCAAUUUGAAUUUCUUAAAUCACUUCAACUUGUCCUACAACAACUUGACAGGACAAAUCCCAUUAAGCACCCAGCUCCAAAGCUUUGACAAGUUUUCUUACGUUGGCAAUCAUCUUUGCGGACCUCCUGUCACUAAAACUUGUAGCAGAAAUGGUGAAACACCUGAUGUCACAAAUGGAGGUAGCAGUGGAGGAAAGAAAAGGUCUAAGUUGAAUUGGCUUUAUGUAAGCAUAGUGCUUGGAUUUGUGAUGGGGUUUUGGGGAGUAGUGGCUCCCUUGUUUUUCAUCAGGUCUUGGAGGUUUGCUUAUUAUAAAAAAUUGGAGCAAAUUGGUGACAAGCUAUACGUGUUUUGGGCUACUAUUGGUAUGUAAUUAUUUGAAAUGGUAGCUCAUUUCGGUGUGUUUGGUAAUAUAAUAAUUUUAUUUGUAUGCUCUUUACUUAAUCCAUGUAUUCGGAUUUGGAUAUGGUAUUCUAUGUUAUAGUUUAUUGAAAUGAAAUAAAAUUAUGUGUGUUAAUGUAUUUGACUCAUAGAUGUGUAUUCAAGUUUUAUUUAAAUUGGGUUGAAGG